AUGAAUGGAUUUACUAUUGAUGCUAUUUUAGGCAAUCAGAUUGUACAACACAAUAAUCUAACUUUAAACAAUACACAAAUGAUUAAUGAUAAUCACACUGAACAAAUUAACACUUUGUAUCAAAAUUCAACAAUCAAUACUAAUAUCAAUGUUAAUAAUAUAUCAAGUAACAGAAGAACAACAUUUGAAUCAAUUCAAACAAUUUUACCUGAAUAUACAUUCAAUGAACGUUUAAAUUAUAGUGAACUAUCAGAACAAGAUAAAAACAACAAUUGUAAUAAUUCUAUUAUACAAAAUGAUGAUGAUAUUGUACACAGUUCAAAAAUUUAUAAAAAUCGUAGUCCACGUAUACCAUUUUCACGUGAUCAAAUAUUUAGAUUAGAACGAAAGUUCCAGAAUUCAAAAUAUUUAAGUGGAUGGGAAGUGAAACAAUUGGCGAAAAAUUUAAAUCUUACAGAAACGCGCAACUUGGUUAUUGUUAUACUAAUAUUUGCUACUACUACUACUACUACUACUACUACUACUACUACUACUACUACUACUACUACUACUACUACUACUACUACUACUACUACUACUACUACUACUACUACUACUACUACUACUACUACUACUACUACUACUACUACUACUACUACUACUACUACUACUACUACUACUACUACUACUACUACUACUACUACUACUACUACUACUACUACUACUACUACUACUACUACUACUACUACUACUACUACUACUACUACUACUACUACUACUACUACUACUACUACUACUACUACUACUACUACUACUACUACUACUACUACUACUACUACUACUACUACUACUACUACUACUACUACUACUACUACUACUACUACUACUACUACUACUACUACUACUACUACUACUACUACUACUACUACUACUACUACUACUACUACUACUACUACUACUACUACUACUACUACUACUACUACUACUACUACUACUACUACUACUACUACUACUACUACUACUACUACUACUACUACUACUACUACUACUACUACUACUACUACUACUACUACUACUACUACUACUACUACUACUACUACUACUACUACUACUACUACUACUACUACUACUACUACUACUACUACUACUACUACUACUACUACUACUACUACUACUACUACUACUACUACUACUACUACUACUACUACUACUACUACUACUACUACUACUACUACUACUACUACUACUACUACUACUACUACUACUACUACUACUACUACUACUACUACUACUACUACUACUACUACUACUACUACUACUACUACUACUACUACUACUACUACUACUACUACUACUACUACUACUACUACUACUACUACUACUACUACUACUACUACUACUACUACUACUACUACUACUACUACUACUACUACUACUACUACUACUACUACUACUACUACUACUACUACUACUACUACUACUACUACUACUACUACUACUACUACUACUACUACUACUACUACUACUACUACUACUACUACUACUACUACUACUACUACUACUACUACUACUACUACUACUACUACUACUACUACUACUACUACUACUACUACUACUACUACUACUACUACUACUACUACUACUACUACUACUACUACUACUACUACUACUACUACUACUACUACUACUACUACUACUACUACUACUACUACUACUACUACUACUACUACUACUACUACUACUACUACUACUACUACUACUACUACUACUACUACUACUACUACUACUACUACUACUACUACUACUACUACUACUACUACUACUACUACUACUACUACUACUACUACUACUACUACUACUACUACUACUACUACUACUACUACUACUACUACUACUACUACUACUACUACUACUACUACUACUACUACUACUACUACUACUACUACUACUACUACUACUACUACUACUACUACUACUACUACUACUACUACUACUACUACUACUACUACUACUACUACUACUACUACUACUACUACUACUACUACUACUACUACUACUACUACUACUACUACUACUACUACUACUACUACUACUACUACUACUACUACUACUACUACUACUACUACUACUACUACUACUACUACUACUACUACUACUACUACUACUACUACUACUACUACUACUACUACUACUACUACUACUACUACUACUACUACUACUACUACUACUACUACUACUACUACUACUACUACUACUACUACUACUACUACUACUACUACUACUACUACUACUACUACUACUACUACUACUACUACUACUACUACUACUACUACUACUACUACUACUACUACUACUACUACUACUACUACUACUACUACUACUACUACUACUACUACUACUACUACUACUACUACUUUUGUUUCCUUGUAG
Molecule: messenger RNA, 2409 nt
Organism: Schistosoma intercalatum
Lineage: Eukaryota; Metazoa; Platyhelminthes; Trematoda; Strigeidida; Schistosomatidae
Source: the annotation of a GenBank genome assembly